AUGUUUAAAAAGUGUAAGUAUUUGUUUAUUUGUGGUGCAAUAGCAUCAGGAAUAGGGAAAGGAACAAUAAAUAGUAGUAUUGGUAUGUUGUUGAAAGAAUAUGGUUACAAGGUGUCAUUUUUGAAAAUUGAUCCAUAUUUAGUAUGAUUUAUUAAAUAAGGUAGAAUAUUGAUGCAGGAACAAUGAAUCCUUAUGAACAUGGAGAGGUGUUUGUAACAGGUGAUGGGUAAGCAUUAAAAUAAUGAUAUUAGGGGUGAAGUUGAUUUAGAUAUUGGAAAUUAUGAAAGAUUUUUAGAUAUUGAAUUAUCAUUUUAUCAUAGUUUAACAAGUGGGAAGUUAUAUUAGAAAAUAUUACAGUACUAAGUAUCAUUAAUAAAAAUAGAAAAGAAAGAGAAGGUCACUAUUUAGGGAAAACUGUUUAAGUAAUUCCUCAUGUGGUAGAUGAAAUAAAAAAUUGGAUUAAAAACCUAACGACAGUACCAUUAAAAUCGGAUACAAAUGAAAGGCCAGAUAUUUUAUUGAUAGAGGUAGGAGGAACAGUUGGUGACUUAGAAUCUACAUGCUAUUACGAGGCAGUUCGAUAAAUGAUAAAUGAAGAGGGUAAAGAAAAUGUUGGUUUGGUAAUCAUUUUUUCAAUAUAUUUUAGAUUAUGCUUACAUAUAUUUUAACAUUAAAUAAUGAACAAAAAACAAAACCAGCUCAAAAUGGUAUUAAGGAUUUGAGAUACACAGGAUUGUUAGCUGAUUUUAUCAUAUGUAGAUCUGAAAAUGAAUUAUAAAAUCCAUAGAGAGACAAACUUGCUAUGUUUGGAAAUAUUUCUAAAGAUUCUAUAUUUUCUGUUCCUAAUUCCUAACAUAUAUAUGAUGUUCCUGAAGUUUUACAAAAAUAAAAGUUGGCUGAACGUAUUUUAGAAAAGUUUAAGUUACCAAUUUAAUAAGUUCCAAAUAUUUAAUAAUAUACCUAAUUUGGACAGUACUUGAAUGAUCUCUAGACUUCUAAACCUGUUACAAUUGGAAUCAUGGGAAAAUAUAUGAAAAAUCUGGUUGUUUAUUGUUAUCUAUAUAGGAUGCAUAUAUGUCUUUAAUAAAAGCAUUAAAGGAAGCUAGUUAUGCUAUUAAAGUCAAUUUAUAAUUAAAAUAUAUUGAUCUUAUAGAUUUUUCAAGUAAACAAAAUGCUGAAGAAGAACUUGAAAAGGAAUGCAAAUAAUUUGAUGCUAUUCUUGUUCCUGGUGGAUUUGGAUAUAAUGGUUUCAACCUUAAAAUCAAGUGCUGCUAAUAUGCUCGAGAAAAUAAAAUACCAUUUCUAGGCAUCUGUUAUGGCUUCUAAGCAGCUGUCGUUGAAUAUGCCAGAAAUGUCUUAGGAGUAAAAGAUGCUACAACUGAAGAAUUAAAAGAUGAAUUAAUUGGAUCCAAUUUUGUUGUGUUUAUGCCUGAAAUCAAUCCAAAAUUAUUUGGAGGUAAUAUGAGAUUAGGAAAUCAUUAAACAAUAAUUGAGUAAGAUAUAUAAAUUAUUUUUAGAAAUAAAGAUAGUAUUGCAUAUCAAAUAUACGACUCUGAAGUUGUAGAAGAAAGACAUAGACAUCGGUAUGAAGUCAAUCCUUAAAAGAUUCAAAAUCUAACUGAAAACGGUCUUGUAUUCUCAGGAAAAGAUAGAAAAACUGGGUAACGAAUGGAAGUAUUUAUUUAACAUUAUUUCAAGAUUUUAGAAUUACCAAAUCAUUUACAUCCUUUCUUUGUAGGAGUACAAUAUCAUCCAGAAUUCACUUCCAAAAAUUUCAAACCUAAUCCUCUAUUUGUUAGCUUUGUAUCUGCUGCUGCAAAUGGAGAAUUUCGAAAAUCUAAAAUAGAUGUUAAUUAUAAUAAUAAGAAAAAUUGAG
This is a messenger RNA of Paramecium sonneborni, 1876 nucleotides long. Lineage: Eukaryota; Ciliophora; Oligohymenophorea; Peniculida; Parameciidae. The record is from the annotation of a GenBank genome assembly.